GGUACAGUAAAACUACCCAAAGGGAGAAAAAAAUUUCAGCCAUAUUACCUACCUUCCUUUGAUGCCACUGUGGACCAAAGAAGUCUGCCACUUGGAUAUGCUUUGGGAGAAGAAGAACCCGACCCACAAGAAGCAUGUGAUUUAGCAGAAUGCGAAACCGAAGACGACAACACACUAACCCUGACUUGUGGACWUUCCUUCCACGUCCUCUGCAUGCCUGCUCGCGCUCCUCGCAACUGCCCUAUAUGCCAUCCUCGUCUGCUACUCAAAGUCCAGACUCUGUCUAGCACUUUUAAUGCUGGAUUACUAAAGGUCGAAGAUGAUGAUGAUGCCGAAAGCGACGACGAAGAAGAUGACGAUGAUAACGACGACGACGCGAACCCUCCAAGAGAAAAUGCUUAUUACUCAACUCAGCAGUUUCGUGAAUCACUUGAUCGACGUUUUUGUCAGAGAAUUUCAUUAGAGUGAUCAUCAUUUGGUASGUAGUAGCGAAUAACUCAGAUAUUUCGAAAUAAUUGCCAAGGAUAAAUCUGCAGGUUAYGACUGAACAAGCAAAACAGUGUAGGUAAACUUACGCUUGUUCGGCCCACGUGUCGUGAGUUCAAAUGCCUCGUUUGAAAAAUGSUAUCAAAAUUUUUCGGAUGCUAUUUGAUAUGUUUAAGUUCAUUCAGUUAUCRUUCUUUUGCCGAAGUAUGAAGCUUAUAUAUCCAUAUCUGUCCUUAUAUUUGAAGAUUCUCCACUUGUCAUCGAACACUAGGAGAUGCGAUCGAAGUCCUUCUGAAUCAAGUCGAAGAAUUCAUUAUUUUGGCGUCAAGUCGACCACAAGCUUCAAAA
This is a messenger RNA of Actinia tenebrosa (Australian red waratah sea anemone), 834 nucleotides long. RefSeq lists its product as uncharacterized. Lineage: Eukaryota; Metazoa; Cnidaria; Anthozoa; Actiniaria; Actiniidae. The record is from RefSeq and is a predicted model, not a curated record.